GCGUGUUGAUGACGUCAUGUGUAGUUGUCCAGUCAUAACUCAGAGCGCCAAGUUCCCCUAAAAACAUCAACAACAUGGCGGACAAAGACACAGAAGUUACAUUUAAGAAGGACACAGUCAGCAAACUGUUAUCGAGCUUCUUCAAGGAGGACAAAACCAGACUUAGUGGAGAGGCUGCACUGCUCAUGGCGGAGAUGCUGAGAAUAUUUGUCCAGGAAGCGGCUGUGCGAUCGCAGAAACAAGCUGGAAGGGAGGACUGUGACCAAGUGGGCAUCGAACACUUUGAAAAGAUCCUACCUCAGCUGGUGCUUCCAGCAUGCGCCACGGCACCCUUCAUCAAAGCCUCCUGGAGCAGUUGGAAGCAAUUAGAGUAAUAAGGGGAGCAGCCAGUCUCUUAGAUGAUGACAAGUGCCAGGAGAAAAAAAAAAAAAAAAGAAGUACCCCCUCCGGCCACUUUGAAGUUCCCUUUUGCUGUCCUGCGAUGUUUAGUUAGAGGUGGAGGGAAGGCCAAAGGGGAGCUCUGGCACAGGGGGGAAAGUUGAAUGGGAGUGUGCGUGCACCAAUGUGUGUGCAUGUGUGAGCCAAACACGGCCAAGAGACCACACGCGUAGAUAGAAAGGAAACAUAAGAAAACACAUCGGGAACACGGUCCAAAAGGAGCAGGGGUGUAAUUCUGAAGGUAAAUAAACAAAAAGAGGCGAGGAGAAGAGGUGCCGUUCCUCCUUUCAUCACAACGGAAGAAGACGUUGCGCCUCUAAUGCUUUUCCACUAGACCAACAUGUCUUGGUUAUGAGUCAGCGUAGCCGUACGACACCUCAUACUAUUUAUUUGUGUGACGUGACUCACCGACAAACACAUCUGGAAGCAACUCUGGGCUGAAAAAAACUCCAGUGCGGGGUCGCUCAUAGGUGUUCAGAGACGUGCCACCUGGAAUUCCCAGGAUGGAUUCCUGCUCUAUGGUCACACUGCAGGCCUUUCAGGAGCGUUUGAUUUAAUGAUGCGCACAAUUGGCGGUCACUUCAUUUGCUGGCUGAAUAGUAGCCGGAGACCACCGCGGCAAACUGCCACUUAUCACAUAGGGAACCUGCUCAUUGGGCUCAAUAGCUGCCACUUUUAUGGUUGCCAGACGCUGGCGAGAAGUAACGACACAGCCUCAAUAACAUAGAACGCCAUCGAGGGUAAAUGUUACUUAAAACCGGAGGCGUCCAAACCUUUUCCAGUGUGACCCACAUGUAUAAAAAUAUAUAAUUAUAUAUAUUUCAAUUUUUUUUGUUUAAAA
Messenger RNA from Doryrhamphus excisus (bluestripe pipefish), 1279 nucleotides. RefSeq names its product centromere protein X (gene cenpx). The record is from RefSeq and is a predicted model, not a curated record. Lineage: Eukaryota; Metazoa; Chordata; Actinopteri; Syngnathiformes; Syngnathidae. Gene Ontology annotation, biological process: DNA repair; kinetochore assembly; resolution of meiotic recombination intermediates. Gene Ontology annotation, cellular component: Fanconi anaemia nuclear complex; FANCM-MHF complex. Gene Ontology annotation, molecular function: protein heterodimerization activity.